Molecule: messenger RNA, 987 nt
Organism: Adineta steineri
Lineage: Eukaryota; Metazoa; Rotifera; Eurotatoria; Adinetida; Adinetidae
Source: the annotation of a GenBank genome assembly
AUGAAUACUAACUGCUAUGGUAAUUAUUUACGAUCUCAUGAUGUUCUUCUUCUUUUGGAUCCAAGAUUAGGUGAUGAAGCACGUAAUUAUUCUUUGUUUAUCUCACAAAAUUUUCCAGUACCAAAACCAUUCACGUUACAAGCAAUGCGUGAACGAAGUGAAAAUGUUAAUAGAAAAGCUAAUGAAAAAUUAAUCGGAACAUUUAAUGGUACUGAGGAAGAAAGACAAAUAAAAAUUGAUGAUAAUACAGAAAUACCAAUUACAAUUUAUACACCAGCAAAUGCUAAUAAAGAUAAAAUGGUUGUAUUUUUUCAUGGUGGAGGAUGGACACAAGGUAGUCGAAAAACUCAUCAAACAAUUGUUAAUAUGCUUGCUGAUGCUACGAAAAGUAUCUGGAUAUCAGUUGAAUAUCGUCUUUCACCUGAAAAUAAAUUUCCUAUUUGGCUCGAUGAUGGAUGUGAAGUAACUCAACAGAUUCUUGCAAAUAAAACUAGUUAUGGUGGUGAUGAAAAUACGAAAGUUGGUGUAGCAGGUGAUAGCGCUGGCGGAUUAAUUGCAGCAUCCGUUUGUCAUACAAUAAAAAAUCUAGCUUUUCAGAUUCUUGUUUAUGGUGCAUUUGAUUUUGCCUAUGGAACAGAAUCAUGUAAAGAAUUUACUAGUCCAGAACAUAUCUUAACACCUGCAAUACUUGCUUGGUUUAGUUCAAAUGCAUUACGUAAUGAAGAAGAUAAGAAAAAUCCUCGAGCAUCUGUUUUAUUACAUGAAUCAUUUGAAGGAUUACCACCUUGUUUAUUUAUUGUUGCUGAACUUGACCCAUUACGAGAUGAUAGUUAUGAAUAUCAAAAAAAAUUAGAAAAAGCUGGAGUUAAAACAAAAUUAGUAUUAAUUAAAGAUGUAAUUCAUUCAUACUUUAGUUUACCAGGCAUAUACGAAAAAGCUUGUGGACAAACAAUUGAAGCUGUAACCGAAUUUAUGAAUUCAUUGUAA